This is a messenger RNA of Dibothriocephalus latus, 639 nucleotides long. The record is from the annotation of a GenBank genome assembly. NCBI's taxonomy places the organism in Eukaryota, Metazoa, Platyhelminthes, Cestoda, Diphyllobothriidea, Diphyllobothriidae.
GCCGCUAGUCAGGCAGAACGUAGCUUCGUUUUUGAGGAUGAUUCUCCACUCACUGUACGAAAGAAACCGCUGGCCUUGUUGCUGCCCACAGCCAAACUCGACAUGCAGGAACUUGACACUCUAGAGGGUCUCUUAAAGGAAGAUCCGGCCUCGCGGGUGCUGAAAUCCCCAAGAGCACCCGCCAUCCUCCCCAAAUCGCUUUCAAAACCCUUUACUUUCCUCCCGGCGGUCCCAGCAAGCUCUCCAAAACUCUCAUUGGAUAAGGAGAAUAUCGAUCUAUUCGAUGGCCUUGUUCACGCUCCUGCGCUGUGUGCACAGCCAAAGAACAAGCAGAAGGACUUGCCUACUUCCUCAACCCCCUCUUCGCCGCCAGCAUCAGCCACUCGGAAGUGUAAGGUGGAAAAGGAGCCAGGUCUGGUGUCGCCUUCUCUGUCUUACACGUCUGACAACUCUUUGGUCGGUGCCGCUCUCAGUGAUUGGUCAGGCACUUCAAACGAUGGGUACUAUGUCCAUUUCCAUUCUAUCAUUUUUAUGCUUACGGCUUCUGUGCAUGUUAAGUUGAAGACUCGGAGAACUCACUGCAUGCUUAAGUUUUACACCAAGGCCCCCCGUACUCCUGAUGAUCUAGCGUUAGAUUAA